Molecule: messenger RNA, 1300 nt
Organism: Zerene cesonia (dogface butterfly)
Lineage: Eukaryota; Metazoa; Arthropoda; Insecta; Lepidoptera; Pieridae
Product: S-adenosylmethionine mitochondrial carrier protein-like
Exons: 6
Coding region: 283-1149 (288 amino acids)
Cellular component (GO): mitochondrial inner membrane
Molecular function (GO): S-adenosyl-L-methionine transmembrane transporter activity
Source: RefSeq, a predicted model, not a curated record
CAUCAUGUCUUUGGCUGUCUGAUCUAAAAAGAACUAAAUUCAAAAUUGAUAAAGUUAUAGGCAUGAGUUGAUCAAAGUUUGCUAUUUAUUACAAUUAAUUUAAAGUUAUGUUUAACAACGUUAAAGAUGUAUUUGGAUUAAAAUGAAACUAGUUAUGAGUGGAAGAGUUUGAUAACGGAGAUAAUUUAUUUAUUAUUCAUUCUUUCCCAAUAUUUACUUAUGUAAGAGGUUAUUUAAUUGUGCAAUGUAAAAAAAAUAAAUUUGCAAAGAAAGAGCUUUAAAAUGGAAGAAAAUAAAAGUGCGAAACCGCCUUUGAGGUCUUAUUUUGCACCAUUAUUUGCAGGUGCAAUUGCUGGAGUUUCAGUAGAUGUAGCCUUGUACCCUCUGGACACAUUGAAAACCAGACUGCAGAGCCAACAAGGGUUUUAUAAAGCUGGAGGCUUUAAGGGUGUAUAUACAGGUUUAUUAACAGUGGCAACAAGUUCAAUGCCCACAACAGCAUUAUUUUUCGUGUCCUACGAAGCAACCAAAACGCUGGCAACACCAUUGGUCACUCCGCAGUAUUUACCUUUUGUACAUAUGUUGGCUGCUAGUGUGGGUGAAGUGCUUGCCUGUGUCAUCAGGGUGCCCACAGAGGUGGCGAAACAGAGGAAACAAACUUAUGUCGGUACUGAGAAGAAAAGCAGUAUUGGGAUUUUACUUCAGGCAUUUCGCACAGAUGGCGUACGCAAUGGUGUAUACAGGGGGUUCUUUUCCACCGUCGUGAGAGAUUUGCCCUUUAGUUUUAUCGAAUUACCGCUGUGGGAGUGGUUGAAAAGUGUUAUUAGAGAGAGGAAUGACGGACAGAUAAACAGCUUUCAGAGCGCCCUCUGUGGGUCGAUAGCGGGAGGUUUCGCGGCGGCGGCCACGACGCCUCUGGACCUGGCGAAAACCCGCAUCAUGUUGGCGGAAGAUUACGCGGAGACGCGGAAGUUACGCGUAAAACCGGUUCUGAGUGAAAUUUACGCGGUUUCAGGGUUUCGGGGUUUGUUCGCGGGCGUCACGCCGAGGUGUACAGCGUUUAUGAUUGGCGGGUUCGUGUUUUUCGGCGUUUAUGACAAGUCGAAGUCGUUCUUUGAAAGCAAUUAUGGUUAUGUUUAUAAUAGAUAACGUUAGCGUUCUGAAUUUCUUUUUUUGUAAAUUUGUAGUGCAGUGAAUCGAUGUAAUUUUCUGAUUAGCCGCUUAAAAAUGAGAUGCUAUUGAUGUUCGUAGUUGUAAAUUGUAAAUAAUUUAUGGAUUUGUACAGAAUAAAGUCUGAUUA